AAAUUAUUACAAAAAUUAUAUUCAGAAUAGAAUUUUUAAAUAUAGAAAAGAAGUGAAAUCAAAAAAAAAAGCUUAAUGAAUUCGAGUAAAAAAAUCAGUAUAAAAUUUUAAGAUAAGCUAAUUAAAUUGGAAGAAAGCGUGAAGACGUUUGAAGAUCUGAAAAAAGUCAUCAAACUAAAGUUUGAUUCUCUUCCAGAUAAGAUUAGAAUUUAUUAUGUGGAUUCUGAUAAUGAUGAAAUUACUAUAAGUUGUGAUGAAGACUUGCAAUCAUUUUAAUCUGAAGAAAAGGAUAUUGUGAUUAAUAUUAAACCCUACUCAGAUUCAGAUGCCACAGAUAAUGAAGAUUUUGACGAUGAAGAAGCUGAAGAGGAAGAAGAAGAUGAAGAAAGCUCAUGUUGUGAUUCGGAUUCUGGAGAAGAAAGGGCUAAAGUUGCUUAAUAAAAAAGUUUAAACUAAAAUGAUAAUAAAAUUGAAAUUAGCAAAUCAUUAGAUAAAGCAUAAGAGAAUAUGGUGUAAGAUGGUGGAAACUCUUAAAAAAGAGAAUAAAUCUAAAAUGAUUAAGAUGUGAAAGAUGAUGAAGCAAUUAACAAUUCUUCAUUUAAUGAUGAAUUCAGUGAUGACGAUGAAGUUGAAGAAGCCGAAGAACAAAAAAACUAAGACAAAUCCUAAAAUGGUGUUGACUAGGGUUCUUCAAGAAGUUAGACAAGAUUAGAAAACGAUUAAUCUGUUUAAUGUAACUUUGAUUCAAAGAAUAUUGAAACUUAAGAUUAAUAAAAUUAAGCUGGAGUCACUUUAAAAGAUUAAGAAUAGUAGAUUUAUACUGUGCAUUGCGAUAAAUCUUAUUAGGCACAGAUUAAUUAAAGUGAUGCCUAAGAUUAAACUCUUUCUGCGGUUUGUGUAGAUAAUUCAACAUAAAUUCAAGUAGAGUCUAAAGAUACAUAGUCUCAAGCAAAUGUGGAAUUAAUAGAUAACUCCUUUUAAACUGUCAGAGUUGAUUUAUAAGACAAAAAAACUCAAGCAAAGAUAGAUUAAUGUGAUAAUUAAAUUCAAGCUGACUUGAUUAAUAUGGAAGAUUUCUAACAAUAAGCUUGCUCUAAUCAAAACAAAAGCUUAUCUAGCUAGCCAGAAAUUCAAGUUGAAUCCCUUAAACAAGAGCAACACAACUAAAAAUCUGAAAUUUAAUCUUUUAUGCCUUACCUUGAAAGAAUCAAAUAGUUAGAAGAAAACUAAGCAUAAUUACUGAAGGUUUUGGAGAAAUAAUCAUAGUAGUUUGAAUCUUAGAUCUAAAAUUUACAAUAAAAUUUGAUAAAUGAAAAUGUUGAAGAGAAAAUCAAGUAAUUUGUAGAUAAUAGAGUCAAUGAAUUACUACCAGAAUACUCAAGAGCUAACUGGGAAAACUUCCGUCGUUAAGAAAAGAUAUCUCGCUUCGACAGAAUAUUCCAAGAAUUAAUACCUAAAUUUAAUAACCUUGCAUUAAUCACUGAUUCCAACUUGUUAAACACUUCAUAUGAUGAAUUAACAACCACCCUAAUUCAAAAAUUAGAAAUUGCUAGAGACAUGUAACUGAAAGAAUUAAUUUAAAGCUAAGUAAACCAAAAAAAUCAUAGUUCUAAUAUCAGCGAUGAAAUGAUUGCUAAGUCGUAAAUUAAGUAACAAUAAAUAAAUAUUGAAGAAGACAUUGAAGAAGAGAGCAAAGAAAUAUCUAAUCCCAGCAAUCAAAAGAAAUAAUAAGAUGAAAAAGUCGAUUCUAGUAAAUUGGUAAUGGUGAAGAAGGAUUCUAGGUACGAAGAUGAUUGUGUAGUUGAAGAGCGCUUGAAAUAAUAAUAAGAGAAAAUCCGUAAAGAAAAAUAGCUAGAAGAAGAAAAUAUUAAAAAGAUUCUGAAGGAGAAAGAAAAUUAAGCCUUGCAGCUUAAUUAAGAAAUAAUACAAAAUCUUCAUAAAGACUAUCCUGAAGAAAUAGUAAAUAAAGCUAAACAAAUAGCUUCAUUAACUUAAGAAAACCCAAAUAUCUAUCUCCAAUACGUAUUAGAUUAUAAAAAUUUAACUGUAAAUGAUUUAAUAGAUUAGAUUUAUACUACUAACGUGAUGGAGAGAUACUAAGAAAAAUGA
Tetrahymena thermophila SB210 is the source of this 2109-nucleotide messenger RNA. RefSeq names its product PB1 domain protein. Gene Ontology annotation, molecular function: protein binding. The transcript has a single exon. The record is from RefSeq and is a predicted model, not a curated record. NCBI's taxonomy places the organism in Eukaryota, Ciliophora, Oligohymenophorea, Hymenostomatida, Tetrahymenidae.